Molecule: messenger RNA, 4533 nt
Organism: Octopus sinensis (East Asian common octopus)
Lineage: Eukaryota; Metazoa; Mollusca; Cephalopoda; Octopoda; Octopodidae
Product: CDP-diacylglycerol--inositol 3-phosphatidyltransferase
Exons: 7
Coding region: 36-719 (227 amino acids)
Biological process (GO): phosphatidylinositol biosynthetic process
Cellular component (GO): Golgi apparatus; membrane
Molecular function (GO): CDP-diacylglycerol-inositol 3-phosphatidyltransferase activity
Source: RefSeq, a predicted model, not a curated record
GGCAGAAAGGAAUUGAAAUACAUUUAAACCCCGACAUGUCAAGUGAAAGUGUCGAGACCAUCUUCCUGUUCGUACCGAACCUCAUAGAUUAUGGACGAGUUGUGUUUGCCUUUGCUGCGUUUUACUUCAUGCAAACAAACUAUCAGCUAGCAGCUUUCCUUUAUCUCCUCAGUGGAUUUUUGGAUUCAUUCGAUGGACAUGCUGCUCGAGUUUUGAAUCAAGGUAGCAAACUUGGCGCCAUGCUCGACCAACUGAUAGACCGAUUUACAACAAUGUGUCUUAUGGCAGCAUUGUGUUUCUUCUACCCAAAAUACAUGCUAUUUUUCCAGUUCAGCAUGACAGUUGACAUUGUCAGUCACUGGUUUCACUUACAAAGUUCGCUUAUGAAAGGUGCUGGUAGCCAUAAAGUUCUUGAUUUGUCAGCAAAUCCAAUUCUGCGCCAUUAUUAUCACAAUAAAAUCAUUCUCUUUCUGAUGUGUUCAGGCAAUGAACUUUUCUACUGCUUGUUGUACGUCAGAUAUUUCACAUCUGGACCAGCAGUAUUUGGAAGUAUUGGACUCGUGACUGCAUUGCUUUAUCCUUGUGGAUUGGUUGCUUUCCUGAAGACCAUUAUAAGCAUCCUCCAACUUUACAGUGCAAUGGCCAAUGUUGCUGCUAUUGAUGUUGCAGACCGUGCUGCCCUCAGGACUUCAGAAAAUAAUGCAAAGAAAAUAUCUUAAGCUUCUGGAAACUGAAAUAAAUGUAUAUUGAAUAGGUAUUUUAUGAAAGUUUGAUGCACACUCAAAAGUGUGUAUGUGAGAUAUAUAUAUAUACAUACACACAAACACACACACAUAUAUAUAUAUAAAUGUAUAUAGAUAUGUUUGUGAAUGAAUGUGUGUGUGUAUAUGUAUGUAUGUAUGCAUAUAUAUACAUAUUAUGAAUAGAUUCAAAUAUUUACAUACACAUUUCAUGUGUAGAUAUAUAUAUAUAUUUAUAUAUAUAUAUUACAUAUUUAGUUGAUGGUAUGCCUCAACAAAGAUCAUAUGCACUAUUGGGGAGCAAAAAAAAAGGAUUAAAUCUUGUGUGUGUUUGUGUGUGUGUGUGCAUGCGUGCGUGCAUGCAUUUUGAAUAUUGUUCUAUUAUGUCCAGUACUAAGUUUUCUCCCGGCUGGGAUUUGAGAUUCCAUCUGAAGACUGGUCUGCCACCAUGAAAUGCUGAGUAAUGGCCAUAAUGGUACAAUAGAUCAUCUUAAUAAAAUCUAUAUUAUUCCAAAACAACAUUCAGUAUUAUUGGCUUUGUUUCGACACAUUUCCAUUUACACCAUGAAUGCAUGCAUGCAUACACACACACACAUAUAUAUAUAUAUACAUAUAUAUAUAUAUACAUAUAUAUAUAUAUGAUAUAUAUAUAUAUUACAUGCACACACUCACACACGUCUAUGUAUGAUAUCAAUAUGUAAUUGAAUUUUCAAAGCACUGUACCGUUUUGUAAGAAAAUGUUUGAAUAUUUUUUUUUUAUUUGCUUCUGUUAAAACUAUUUAAAUUUAGUUAUUUAUUUUUAUUUUGUGUAUUAUGUUUUUCACUGGCUUUUGUUGUUAACUAAGCUUUUUCAGUUAAUUUGUAAGCUAUCAUAUUUAAAUAUUUUGGAGCUUCCAGCUUAAAUAUACUUCAAUAAAGCAAAACUGAAAAAAAAAAAAGAAAAAGAAGAAAAAAAUAUUGUUACACAUCAGUAAACACUCCGCCUGAUGUCUUCUUCUCCUCACAAUGAGAUUUAUAGUUUCUGAGUUACUUUUUCGUUACAUUUAAAAUCUCAUCUACUCAUUCUCAGUCAAAUGUUUAGAAUGUGUUUAACUUUAUAUAGUUUGUUCAUUGAACAAAAUUUAAAACACACUUCACUAAUUGUUAUUCAAAUUUAUUUUUUAAUGACCUUUUUUUUUCUUUUCAAUUUUCUUCAGAUAAUGAGGAUAUUUACAUAGAUUAAAUUCUUUAUGGACCUUGUGGAUUUGGUUUUAAUUGGAUGAUACCUAAUUAACUUUUAAUUUAAGCAAUUCAAUCACAAUAUUUCAAACGAAUUGAUCAAAGACAGAAAUUGAGAAAUACUUAAGAUUUUUAGUUUUCUUUUUCUUUUAGACUAUUUAAUUUAAAAAGAAAAAUAUUAUGUAAAAUAUUAAAUCUGAAGGUUAAAAAACAAAAAAAGCCUUCAUGUCUUUGGCUUACCCGUCCACUAGCAGCAUUAAUGUUUUUCAAGAAUGAAACUCUUAGAAAUCACCUCAAAGUUAUAAAUGAGCCAAAUAAUAACUUUACUUUUAAAACUUCACCAGUAAGCUGAUUCCUUUAAAUUCAUUAUUUCUUAAUAGAAAAAAAAAAUGUAAUUAGACAUAAAAGUGGGUUAAUAUCUUGGACAUUGUUUAUUAGAAUAUAGUGUGUUUGUUAAUUUAGUUUUUAUUAGGCUAUUGAAUGGAAACUUCCACUCUAGUUAUUUCAGUUGGUUUCAUGUUUAUGAUAACAAUUAUUCCAUUUAAUUUAAUUUUACAUAAGCUUAAGAACUUUUAACGAAGCUACAAGAAAUACGGAAUAAAAUGUUUAACCUGAUUUUAGACAGUUUCUUUUACAGUAAAUUUUAAAAGAGAUCUAUAUUAAAACCAUUUGAUAUUGUAGAACUUCAAAGAUUUUUUCGUAUGCACAUCAUUGCAAAAUAUUUUUGCAUUUUCAAAAUCUGAAUGACUACUCAUUAUUGCAAAGAGCAAACCUCUCUCUCUCUCUAUCUAUCUAUCUCACCCUCCCAUAUUUCGUUACAGAAGCUACUUUUGCAAUGAGUGUUCAACAUUAUCUCAAAAUGGUUGAAAAAGUAACAAGUAAAUAAUUAUUCCAUACUUAUAUAGCAUUUAAAAUAUUUCCUGUUUGAAUUUUUCACAUGCAUUGCUUGUGGCAUUUGGUAUAAGCUCUCAUGCGAAACUUCAUGUUUAAAAAGAAAAAUUAUGUAAAAAGAAAAAAAAAACAUUGUUAUUUUAAUACAUUCAGGUUUUAUUCUACUUUUAAAUAACAUGAAUUCAUGUCUAUAUUGUCUAUAAAGUUCUAAAAUAAUUGUUCUUGUUAUCACUUGAAAUCAGGUGUAAUUGUUAUAUAAUGGAAGAUAAAUAAAAUCAAUGGCAAUAGAAUUCGAGGUUUAUUCAGUUUUUCUUAUGAAUCCAGGGAGUGAGAGUGCUGAAGUAAGUACGCUCUGAUUUUGGAUUGCUCUGCGACAUUCCACCAACAUUUGAAUAAUAAUAAUUAUAUUGUUCAUUUGUAUAUCAAAAACAGAUAGAAGCUUUGAAUUGAUAAAUGCAAUAGCUCUAUACAAGAAAUUUGAGUGAGUGUGUGCAUGUGCAUGAAAAUAUAUAUACGUGUGAGUAUGUGUGUUUGUGUGUGUGUAUAUAUAUGUAUGUAUAUAUAUAUAUGUGUAUAUAUUAUCAAGGCAGCUAGGUAGCAGAAUCAUUCACACCAGAUAAAAUGCAUAGUGGCAUUUCUUCCAGUUUAAUGUUUUGAGUUCAAAUUCUGCCAAGGUGAACUUAGCCAUUCAUCUUUUGGGGGUUGAUAAAAUAAGUACCAAUUGAGUACUGAGGUCAAUAUAAUCAACUUGCACCCCUCAAAAUUACUGGCCUUGUGCCAAAAAUUAGAAAGGAUUAUUUUCUAGCUUUACAUUCUGAAUUCAGGUUCCGUUGAGACCGACUUGACCUUUCAUCCCUUAAGAGGGGGUCAAUACAACAAGUACCAGUUAAGCAAUGGGGUCAAUGCACUCUGCUAGCUCCUCCCCACAAAACAUUUCUGGCCUUUCGUGUAUAGUAGAAAGGAUGAUUAUUAUUAUUAUUAAUUUUUUUAUUUUUUUUAUUUUUAGGCUUUUACAAAGCUAAUUUAUGUUUUUAACGAUGCAUUUUCUCUGAUUAACAAUUGACUGAAAAGUUAAUUAUUUUCUAAUUAUCCUUAAAAAAACCCAUUAGUGUUGUUAUUUUUGUUUGUUCUUUGUUUUUGUUUCACAUCUUUAUGAUGAAUUAUUAAAGAGAAAGAAAGUUCAAGAGAUUGACCUACACACAUUUAGCUACGGAUGGCAUCAUUCCUCAGAUAUGUUUGAAAUGUAUGAUAAAGCCAAGUUAUUUACAUUCAUAUUAAAGAAUCUAAACAAAAUUGAAGUAAUUUGACGAAGUACUUCAAAGCAAUUGUUUGUAGAGAAGAAGAGAAAAUGCACUUGUGAUUUCUUUUGUUUUUAAAUAUUUAUUUAAUGAACCCAAAUGACAUUUGGAAAUUUGAAAGUUUUUAUGUGCAUUUAAGAAUUUUUCAUAAUGCCUAAUAUAAUGAACCAAUUGUGAGGCUAGCCAUAUUUACAUAGUAAAUAGACACAUAUACUUACAUAGUAUAUACAUAAUGUGUAUUUAGUGAGGUUAGAUAUUGCACUUAGUAUCAGUGAUUACAAUUUCUUAGAAUUUGCCAUCUAAAUGUUUGAACAAAUAUCAUUUGCUUAUAUAAUAAUUAGGCUACCGUGUAAAACCAUGACAAUAAAUAUCUUUUCCAAGAUCAA